GGAAGAGAUUAGUGAAUAGUGAGGGUGGAAAGUGAAUGAUUUCGUUGCAUAUGAAAAUCGUUGUGAUAUUAGUGACAAGUGAAACGAGAGAAAUGAGUGGUCCGCAGUCCUCACUGACUUUACAGUUCAGAAACAGUGUAUAUAUUUAUAUAUAAAACCUAUCGCACCAUUCUUCUCCUUCCCAACUCACUAUCUCUUCCUCUUAGCCUUCCAAUCUCACCUUCAGAAUGGGAAGUUCUGGAACAACCGACUAUGGUGCAUACACCUACCAGGAGCUUGAGAGAGAACCUUACUGGCCAUCAGAGAAGCUGAGAAUUUCCAUCACUGGUGCCGGUGGUUUUAUUGCCUCUCACAUCGCGCGGCGCCUCAAGACCGAGGGGCAUUACAUCAUUGCCUCUGACUGGAAGAAGAAUGAGCACAUGACUGAGGACAUGUUCUGCCAUGAAUUCCAUCUGGUUGAUCUCAGGGUCAUGGAUAACUGCCUCACUGUUACCAAGGGUGUGGACCAUGUUUUCAAUCUUGCUGCUGAUAUGGGUGGCAUGGGUUUCAUCCAGUCCAACCACUCUGUCAUUAUGUAUAACAACACAAUGAUUAGCUUUAACAUGAUUGAGGCUGCCAGGAUUAAUGGUGUUAAGAGGUUUUUCUAUGCCUCUAGUGCUUGUAUCUACCCUGAAUUCAAACAGUUGGAAACUAAUGUCAGUUUGAAGGAGUCUGAUGCCUGGCCUGCUGAGCCACAAGAUGCAUAUGGGCUUGAGAAGCUUGCAACAGAAGAGUUAUGCAAGCACUAUAACAAGGAUUUUGGAAUUGAGUGUCGCAUUGGGAGGUUCCAUAAUAUAUAUGGUCCUUUUGGGACAUGGAAAGGUGGAAGGGAGAAGGCUCCUGCUGCAUUUUGUCGAAAGGCAAUUACUUCUGCAGAUAGAUUUGAGAUGUGGGGAGAUGGAUUACAAACACGAUCAUUUACCUUUAUUGACGAGUGUGUUGAAGGUGUUCUUAGAUUGACAAAAUCAGAUUUUCGGGAUCCAGUAAAUAUUGGAAGUGAUGAGAUGGUCAGCAUGAAUGAGAUGGCUGAGAUUGUUCUUAGCUUUGAGAACAAGAAGAUUCCCAUACACCACAUUCCUGGCCCAGAGGGUGUUCGUGGUCGUAACUCAGACAACACACUAAUCAAAGAAAAACUUGGUUGGGCUCCAACUAUGAAAUUGAAGGAUGGUCUAAGAAUUACAUACUUUUGGAUUAAAGAGCAGCUUGAGAAGGAGAAGGCUCAAGGUAUUGACUUAUCAAGCUAUGGCUCAUCCAAAGUGGUUCAGACUCAAGCCCCGGUUCAACUGGGUUCACUUCGUGCAGCAGAUGGCAAAGAAUAAAGUUAAUAUAAUGCAGUGAGAUGUUGUGAUAAUCAUCUAAAUGUUUCAUGUGUACUUCAGGUUGGAGGUUCCUAUUGUUCAGUGUAGUCUGUUAAGGCAAAAUUGUGGUGCAUAAGGUGCUAUUAAGGCAUUAUAAAUUUUAAAAUAGCAUGUGCUUUAAGUCUAAAUAAAUGGUGGAAUUUUAAUAAA
This is a messenger RNA of Arachis stenosperma, 1547 nucleotides long. RefSeq names its product GDP-mannose 3,5-epimerase 2. Gene Ontology annotation, molecular function: GDP-mannose 3,5-epimerase activity; NAD binding. Lineage: Eukaryota; Viridiplantae; Streptophyta; Magnoliopsida; Fabales; Fabaceae. The record is from RefSeq and is a predicted model, not a curated record. The transcript is spliced from 7 exons. Bases 228 to 1358 code for a protein of 376 amino acids.